Molecule: messenger RNA, 7750 nt
Organism: Cydia pomonella (codling moth)
Lineage: Eukaryota; Metazoa; Arthropoda; Insecta; Lepidoptera; Tortricidae
Exons: 5
Coding region: 5665-6930 (421 amino acids)
Biological process (GO): sensory perception of smell; detection of chemical stimulus involved in sensory perception of smell
Cellular component (GO): plasma membrane
Molecular function (GO): olfactory receptor activity; odorant binding
Source: RefSeq, a predicted model, not a curated record
GAUAUAUAAAUCAAUAAAGCCGACAAAGUCGUAGAAUAAAAUCUUUUUUUCAGUGUAGGUACCUUCCCUGCACGUAAAGUGGGGGUGACCCUACAGUGUGGGAUAUCGUUUGAAAGGUCUUUCAAAACUAAUAGGGGUCUUCAACAAACAUUUUUUGAUAAAGUGUAUAUAUUCAGAGAUAAUCGCUCCGAAAGUAAAAAAAGUGUCCCCCCCCCCUCCCCCCUCUAACUUUUGAACCAUAGGUCAAAAAAAUAUGAAAAAAAUCGUGGAACUAGAACUUAAGAAAGACAUUAAAUGAAAACUAUAGCGGACAUGAUCAGUUUAGCUGUUUUUGAGUUAUCGCAAAAAGUUUCCCCUUCAUAGUAAAAAGAGGUACUAUCAACAGUUCAUCCCUUGGGUAAUAAUCUACUAUACUUCAAGCUCCAGUUUAGCUUAUUGUGACGGAAGUAACUACGGAACCCUACUCUGAGCAUGGCCCGAUAUGCUCUUGGCCGAUUUUUAAAUACUAAAUUAAGAGGGAAGUUAUAACACGUGGUUGUCCAUACAAAAAGAGAAAACGUUUUUCCACUUCUAAAUAUUUUCCAUUCUCUAUGAUUUUGUAGUAUGAUAUUGACACAAUGAAAAACUAGAUUUAUAGGUUUUCCUUUUUUUUAAUAAUUCAAAACAUUUUUUUUUUAAAGCGAAACCUAUAAACCUAGAAUAUAUUAUGCUAAAGCUAUCGACAUCAAAAUCAAAGUGAUUUGUUAAGAUUUAGUUAGUGGAAACCGUUUUCUCUCGAAAUGGAAUUUCAUGGAAAUAUAACCGUUUUUUCGUUAGAUUCGAAAAGCAAUUCUUCCCUCUUACCAAAUUCACAUUGACUGCCAGCUACCCCCUAGGCGGGUUCUGUGUUCGUGGGCACUUUUCGCUACAUACGGUUUUUCCUAUGUUAUCGGCUACUCGACUUUCCUAUAUUAUAACAUACUAGCUAUAGUUCGUGCCAUCCACGAUGACGCGCAGAUUUGUCAAAUCUAACCUUUAAUAACAUGACCAUACGAAUCAAAGCAAGCGUCUUACGAAUUAGAUGUAUUGUUUAGACAUUAUGAAUUGCAAUAAGUCUAAAUCUUCUUCCUCGCGUUGUCCCGGCAUUUUGCCAUGGCUCAUGGGAGCCUGGGGUCCGCUUGACAACUAAUCCCAAGAUUUAUGGCGUAGGCACUAAUUUUUACGAAAGCGACUGCCAUCUGCCCUUCCAACCCAGAGGGUAAACUAGGCCUUGUUGGGAUUAGUCCGGUUUCCUCACGAUGUUUUCCUUCACCGAAAAGCGGCUGGUAAAUAUCAAAUGAUAUUUCGUACAUAAGUUCCGAAAAACUCAUUGGUACGAGCCGGGGUUUGAACCCGCGACCUCCGGAUUGCAGGUCGCACGCUCUUACCGCUAGGCCACCAGCGCUUCACCGCAAUAAGUCUAAAUAUAGGUUUAUAUUCAAAUUUCGUCAAGUGAACGAAAAUUAGAACUGGAUGGAAACUAGCGCAAUGACUCUACGAGAACCCAUAAUCUUACAAAAUCAACGGCCACUUAUUUUAAUGUCAGGCAUCUGAAAAGACCAUAAAAGAAAAUUCCGUUGGAACCCAUCUGGUCUUACAAGAGACAGCAUUCGCUAGGAUCCGCACAGAUAAUAGAGAUAACAGAAGAUUGUCUUCACUCGUAAGAUUUUUCUUUGCUGGCGAAACAGAGAUACUGAGCUUUUGAAAAAUGGACCUUGCACUAAAAACUCUACAGAAAUCGCCAUUUUUACCAAACUCUGCUGACAAACAAAUUAGGUAAAAACUUUAAAAUUUGCAUGUCACUGUGUGACAAGGUAGCUUGGCUCAGUUAACAAUAAACUGCAACAUCCUAUGUAUACCCUAUCUUUCGCAAAUAAAUAACUUAUGACUUAUGACUAAACUUGUAUAAAUAUUCUGUUUACACACAAUUUCCUCCUGCUUAUAACCUACGUAAAAGUCGGUAAAAAUAUUUGAAUAUACCAAGUAAGAACCCCGAUAGCAUAGCUAAUACGUCUGCUUAUCUUUUUCAAAAUUUUUGAUAAGUAUGAAAUAUUACUUAUUCAUUGACCUAGGUCAAACUUUGAAGAAACUUUGAAAUUCUAUUGAUUCAUUUUCAUGCUCUGAUAAAACCAGUUUGAAUUUGGCAUUUAUUAGGUGAAAUGCGGAAUUCUAUAUAUUUAUUUAUUGAAUGAGCUUUCCAAUGGUUAUGGUUAAAGAAAUAUAAUUUGCACCGAUCUCUCGAACAACUUGCAUCAAAUCGGUGAAAACUACAUUUCGUCAACUAUAUACCAGUUGUUAUGUGGCAGUAUUUUACAUGUGUUACCUAUAUCGUCUUCGUGGUUUAUAUUUUGUAACGCACAACGCACCGCACGACUUGAAGGUAAACCUCUGCUUUAACAUACUCUGUGCAAGAACCCGCGAGAAUUAGAGAUUACGCAUUUUACCGUCGGUAAUUUCAGAAAUUACCGUUUUGGGGUAAUAUUGUGCAGUAAUAUUAAGCCCCCGAAAUUAAUAACUGGAGUCGAGAAGACCCGGCAAAGGGGGUGAUUUAAUCUUAAUGGAAUAGGAGGAACAAGAUUUUUACGUUAAUAUGCAAAACGGUUAUGAUGUUUAAAGAUAAUGAGGUUUUCUCUAGCUGUUGCGAUUUAUAUAGAUGUCGGGAGGAGAGUUGAGGUGCAUGAUCAUUGAUUACACAAUUGCAUAGAGUAUGUAAUAAUUGCAAAAUUGGAUUGAAUGACCGCUUGAGAUAAUGUUAUUUAAGUUUUUCCCCUCUGCCAAAGCACAUGCCCAACUGGGCAUCGCCCAAAAAGAGAUCGAGGUGUGCAAGAUUUGUCUUUGACUUGUGUCAUUUUCUAUGCAUUUUUGUCGUCAUUACAGAUUGCAUUUCGUAUGUAAGGAGUGAGAAGUGCGAGUGUGCACGUUUCCUUCCGCAAAAUUGGCACAAUUUGUACGGAAGAUAUCGCUUGGGCUCCUCCAUUCCGACGUGUUGCUCGAAGGGAAGCCGGUGUUGUUGGAAAGAUUUAGGUGUACCUGGUUCAAACACAUUUUCGAAAAAGGUCACUUCUGUGGACACGUUACGGUUACGACAUGGGUACCAUAUAUCAUGUUUUUCGAGUUUCAAGUAAAAAGGUUCCUUGUAAGGGUGAAGGCUUUUGAUUCAUUUUGCGAUAUCUACAGUACCUACUCGUACUUACAGACGCGGGCGACUUACGUAAAAAAAGUAGUUUUUUUCAUUUUUCAUAUUCGUUGUAUGACAGGAACACAAUUAAAUGUACGUUAAAAUAAUGUUCCUAAUAAAAUUUGGCUACUUUUUCUACUUUCAACUUAUUUUCUCUAAUUACGAGUACCUAUGAUAAAAACAAUUGCUUGGGAUUCAGAGUAAAAAUAAGAUAAAUUGAUACCUACAGAACAUACAUGCUUAAUAAACAAAUGUAGAAACUUUUUAGUUUUUUCUUGGAAACCUGACCUAGUUAGUAAGAUGUUAUGAGCCACGUUUCUAGCUACUAGAUUACACAAUCAUUUCAUUGCGCACUUUGUCAGAGGCAAUUUCUCUCUAGUUUUCCUCGAGUAAUAAAAUUCUUCGUUAUCCAAGCAUUUUCUCAAGAACCUUGUCUCCCCAACCGAGAGGAUACUAAAUGUUUUUAAAGCCUAACAAAUGUGACGACUUUGCUUUGACAGGGGGGCUUUCCUUACAGACAUUGCGAUAUUAAAUUGGGAACGGAGUUGGCGGCAGAAUCGGUAUUUAUUACAUUUCAUUUUCUUUUUUCCCGGUACCCGUAGAAAAACCAGAUAACUAGCGACGUGAUAUGUGUAAUUUUUUUAUGGUUAGGUACUAUAGAAAUAUUAAUAUUGUUUUUACUUGCUUGGAAAAGAUCUCCGCGGGAGUUACGGAACUUACGGAUUGUGAAAAAAAAGCUAUAGGUAUCUCCAGAAGGAUAUAUAAUUAUUUUUUUAAUUGUAUUACCAAUUCAUAUGAUCCAAAUGAGUUUUAAUUUUAAAAUACUGACAUGUAUCAUUAAUUUUUUUGUUUAAGUAAAAAAAUAUUUAAUUUGUUUCAUUUAAUAGCGAUUUAAAAUAUGUUUACAGAAACUUCAAUCGUGGCUGAAUGCCGGAUAGGUCUGUGCCAUCGAUACCUAACCUGUCAAAGAAUGAUAUGGCGGACGAUCUCAUGUAUAGGGCGACAGUUGAGUUUAGUAUGAAAAUUUUGAUUCCAAUGAAAUUCCGCAUUAUGGCGCGUGAUCAUAUAUUACUGGUCAGGCUUUACAAUAGUAUUAUACGUAUAAUUUAUACGUGGACCCAUUAAUAUUAAAGCGCAUUUCAGAAUCUACUUUGCAAUUAAAUAAUCAGCAGUUGUAAGAAUGGUGGCCAUUAAUAAUGUUUGAAUAAUAGAUACCAAUAGGCUUUAAGCCUAAACUUAAUUACCGCAUGGAUGCCUAGUACUAUGUAUUUAAUUAUAAGCUCAGCAUUAAUAAUUAAUACAUUAUUAUGACGGCGGCUUUUUAAACGCUGUUAUUCUGAAAAAAAAAACGCUAAUUUGGAAAUAACAUUAACUACAGACUAAUCUUCCAAAAAAUAAUCAAAAUAUACAAUACAUAUAUCCAUUAUCCAUGUUUAUCGAGAACAUUUCAAUGGGCGCGUAAAGCCAGGAAAUUAGAAAGGAAAAAGUAUAUAGCGCGCUCCCAAAACUUGCGACGGAAGGUUUGAUGAUUGCGCGGGUUUUGACGUUUUACCUCAAGAACUCUGAAAGUAUACUUCUGAUUAAAAUGUCGCUGCUCAAAUCCCUCGGCUAGAUCACUACUAUUUUAUAGUGGAAUUGGAAAUAAAUAAAAAUAAGACAUUAUUACGUGAUUUUCUUUCUAUCGAGCCGUGAAUUUUUUCAUCGCAUAUCCGCCCUACUAAGCGAAAUAGCGCUCUUAAAGGAAAAUUAAUUGCUAAUUUACUUUCUAUAGCUGAAAAUUCUAUUUUCAAAAUCAUUUGUUAUUGAGAUAGCGUUAUUUGGCUUAGGAGGGCCAUUGCCCUUCAUUAAAACGUGUACAAAUUCAAAAUAAAACCUUUAAUUUGGCUUAUUAAAUACAUGGUUACUUUUAUUUCUAAUAAAUAUUUGAUGGUUUCCAUCGCAUACUUAAUCGCGACUAUCGCGAGCAAUCAUAUAAAAAAAUAGAACAAAUUUUUAAACAGGACGCUCUAGUUACAUUCGCUUUUCACAUAAACAACAUGUAUCCAUGGGCUUAUAAUGCCGCCUACAAAUACACAGACAUGUGUUGAACUUAAGACAAUCAGUCAAACAAUCAAAAUCGCGUACACUUUGGUAAAGAAACGCGGCGUUUACUGCCACAAGUGAGUCGCCUACAUAAACUCACGUGCAUGUUAAUAUUAAAUAGAAAACGCAUAAUGCCGUAUUACAUUGAUAUUUAAUUAAUGAAUAAGCUUUUAAAAGUUUCGAGUGCAAGCUUCGAGUACAAAUAUAAGUUCGCACUUUAAAUGCUUCUAUUAAAAUCGCGGCAUCGUUGAAAGAAGGUACAGUCAUUUAAAAACGUAGUUUUUGGAUUUAUUCAGUAGGUAUUAUAUAUACUGGAAAUACGGCCAGCCUUCUAGGUACCUUGAACGGCGAUUUGGGCCAAAUUUUUUAUCUUUAGUCUUUUAGCAAUGUUGGCGACUCUGCAGAAGUUCGGGCUCCACCACCAUGACCUGCCGACGAUGCUGUGGAACGCGGAUGUCCUGCUGCGCGUCAUGGCUCUAGAUGUCGACGGCAGGAACAAUAAACGAAUCCCAAUAAUACUAUACUUGACAUCAGCUAUAGUCUUGGUGCUAUACUUCUACACGUAUCACCUGUCGAUGUACUGGUAUAUCUUCUGGCGAGGAGGCGGUGAUAUGCUCUUCAUCAUACUGCUGGUUUCGCUGUCUAUCAGCAGCUCUAUCGGCGUUGUGAAGCUUCUUUACAUGUAUUUUAAUGGCACGAAGUUAAAGAAACUCGUAUUAGAAUACCUCGAGUGUGAUGCUGCAUUGGCCCCUGAUAGUCGGAUGUUCAGAAAUGUUAACGCAACUCUCAGAAGCGUAAAAAAACGAGCCAUUAUCUUUUGGAUGAUCAUUAUUGGUAAUGGUGUCGUAUAUGUGGGCGUUCCACUUCUCAAGCCAGGGCGGCAUUUGACUGAAGAUGAGCAAAUUCUUCUGGGUCUAGAGCCGAUGUAUGAAUCCCCAAACUUCGAGCUGGCUAACAUAGCUCUGUUCGCCGGAGUCUUUCUUACCGUCUACGCGCCGGCCAAUAUCACCGGGUUCAUCAUCAUCAUCGUCGGCUACUCCGAAGCGCAAAUGCUGGCUCUCAGCCAAGAGUUACUUCAUCUUUGGGACGAUGCGCAUACUCACUAUAAACAGAUCCAGUCUCAUUCUACAGACGAUCCAGAUUGCUCUAACGGUAUUUCCAGAGAACUUGAGGCUAUAAAAAAGAACAAACUGCGUAUGGUUAAUAUUUAUGUCAAAAAUCGUUUAGUGAGCAUUAUGAAAAGCCACGCAACUAAUAUAAGCCUUAUCAAUCAAGUCGAAAGCAUCUUCAAAAGCGCUAUAGCUGUAGAAUUCGCUCUGCUAUCCUGUGGACUUAUAGCUGAGUUGUUAGGAGGUUUAGAGAACACGUACAUAGAGGUGCCUUUUGCGUUGGUGCAAGUGUCUAUGGAUUGUAUUACGGGCCAGAGGCUGAUGGACGCGAGUAAGGCGUUUGAAGACGCGGUGUAUGCUUGUAAAUGGGAGCACUUUGAUGUGAGGAACAGGAAGUUGGUGAUGCUGAUGUUGCAGAACGCGCAGAAGACGUUGCGUCUGUCGGCAGGAGGACUGGCAAGCCUUAGUUACACGUCGCUCAUGUCGGUGAUCAAGUCGAUAUACUCGGCGUAUACUGCACUACGGUCUACUAUGAAUAAAUAGGACAUUUAUGAGUAUUGAAUUUAAUGAUGUUAGAAUAUGAAGUAACACAAAAUUAGGCGCUACAGAUGUGAAUAGUGUAUUUAGCAUAAUUUAAAAAGAAAGAGACUUUAUAGAGCGUCGUGAUACUUCGUCAGCGUGGAAUGAUGAUGAUUGGUAAAAAUCCUAUUUCCUUCUCCGGACCUCAAACUUCCUCAAAGUCAUAUAGGACCAUAAGCAACCAUGUAUGGAGCCGAGUCCAAAAACCAACAGAGAUGAGAGUUAGGUCAUAAGAUAGGUAUUUUUAUUUCGUUUCGUUCUAUGGGCACCAAGCGGAAUUCCAUUGCAGGACUAAAAUAUUGGCACUUUAGUCAAAAUGUCGUCACCCUUAUUACCUAGGCAAUAGAGUUCAGGUAAGUAAAUAAGUUUCUGCAAAACUUGAUUAUUUCAGUUCUGCAAUGGAAUUCAACUUGGUGUCUACAUAAUGAAAUAUAGUACAUUGAUAAAAAUACCUAUUAUAUGAGGCAUCCUUUCAUCUAUAUCGAGUCAACAGUUUAAGCGUGCCGAGGUAACAUACAGACAGGCGGAUAAACAAACAGAAUUGUUCCGCAUUUAUGUAUUAGUUGAGAUUCAGAAGCUUCCCAAAACCGAUAUUUCUAAAGAAAGUUAUGGUGGGUACUGUAUGAUGAAAAAGAACAUUAAUAAAACCAUCAUAGGAAAUAAAUGUUAUUUUAUUUCACAUCUCUCCCGAUUUUGUCCUUAAACCGGUUAAUAAUAAAACCUAGAGGCAAUUCUCAUUUAACAAUUGUUAUUGUUUUGAUCUUGUCAUAACAAUAACAAUAAU